UGUCCAGCGUCGUCUUUGGGUUCCUGCUGUACCAAGGAAUCGUGCAGACGUCCUGUUGUGUACCAGUGUGCAAGAUGCGUGUCCUCCUGUGUCUGUCGCUGCUGCUUGCAGUCUCCACUCUUGGCGUGUCCGCCAGGAAGAACUGGGCGCUGCUCAUUGCCGGCUCUGCUUCUUAUAUGAACUACCGUCACCAGGCUGAUAUCUGCCAUGCCUAUCAGGCCGAGGUCAAAAGACUGACUGGACGUGAAGGCAAGGUCAUUGACUCCGGCCCCGAUGACUACGUGUUCGUCAACUUUGCUGACCACGGUGGCCCUGGAAUCCUUGGAAUGCCAGAACCCCCAUACCUGAAGGCCACAGAUGUUAACAAAGCCCUGAAGAGCAUGUACGCAAAAAAGAGAUUUGCCAAACUGAACUUCUACGUUGAGCGUGAAGUGGAUGGAAGACACUGAUGUCGCCAACUUGAACACUGAGACGUUCGAGCAGCAGUACAAGACAGUCAAGAAGGAAACCACUCGCAGCCAUGUACAACAGUACGGCGAUACCUCCAUUGCCUCUUUCGUUCUCGCCAAGUUCUUCGGAAACAACAAACAGCUGAUCAGCAACUCUACUAAGCCUACCCGCGCCGUGGACCAGGUGCCCAGUGAGAUGGUCAGUCUCCAGACACUGAAGAACCGCAUCCAGGCAGCCCCUGCAAACUCUCAGCUCAAGUCUCGUCUUGAGGGAGAACUGGUCAAGCUGCAGACGACAAUGACCCAGACCCACGACCUCAUCUGGGAUAUUGUGAGAACUGUGUACAGCGAGGUCCCAGAGAAGACCGCCUACGACCGCGUCAUGAAGACCCACGAAGACAUCAAGAGCUUUGACUGCUACUACUCUGUGGUGGACACUCUCCUCGGAUUCUGUCCAGGCCUUGACGUCACCAAGAACGACUUCGCCCUCAGGAAGUUUUACGCUCUGGUCAAUCUUUGCAACCACAACGAAGUGGGCAGGAUCAUCUCUGCUGCUGAGACCGCCGCUGUGAUCAACCCUCUAUGUCGUUUUUAAGCCAUAAUGCUUCACUGCCAUGGCCAGAGAGUAAUCCUAUCUACACUCUUUGGUUCUCAUUAUGUAGUAUUUCUCUGACAGCUAUUUUUCGCAAUGUAUGUGAAACAAUCGUUUUAAUAAAAUGGAGUUCUUAUAUACACUGUG
Molecule: messenger RNA, 1188 nt
Organism: Aplysia californica (California sea hare)
Lineage: Eukaryota; Metazoa; Mollusca; Gastropoda; Aplysiida; Aplysiidae
Product: legumain
Biological process (GO): vacuolar protein processing
Molecular function (GO): cysteine-type endopeptidase activity
Source: RefSeq, a predicted model, not a curated record